AUGCCGGGCUAUCCGCCCACGCCGGGGCCGGCUGCAGGCGCAGGCCGCGGCUCCGCCCGUGGGCAGGGCCGGACCGGGCCGGGCGGGGCAGGCCUAGCUAAAGGAAAUGAGCACUCAGAAUUUGCUGGCUGGGCAUUUCCCUUUCCAGGGGURUUCCUGGUGGAGGACUUCAUUACUGAAGAUGAAGAAUAUGAGAUAGUGGAGCUGAUGGAUCAAGAUGACUGGAAACCAUCACAGUCUGGCCGAAAGAAACAGGACUAUGGACCCAAAGUGAACUUCAAGAARCAAAGGCUGAAAGCUGGCAGCUUUUCUGGAUUGCCGAGUUUCAGUAGGAAGAUCGUGGCCCAGAUGAAGGCCUGUGCUGUGCUCAGUGGUUUCCUACCUGUGGAACAGUGUAACCUGGACUACAGACCYGAGAGAGGCUCUGCCAUCGACCCCCACUUUGAUGACUGGUGGCUCUGGGGGGAGCGCCUGAUAUCAGCGUGCAGAGAUUCAGGAAAAGAGGGAWUUGAGUCCCCAAGGCUGGUUCCAGGUAAGGAGGUGAGUGUGGCCGUCCCCUUGCCCCGGAGGUCGCUGGUGGUGCUGCAGGGGGAUGCCCGGUACAAGUGGAAGCACGGGAUCCACCGCAGGCACAUCGAGCACCGCCGUGUCUGCAUCACCUUCAGGGAGCUCUCUGCAGAGUUUAGCGCCGGGGGGAGGCACGAGGAACUGGGCAAAGAACUGCUACAAAUCGCUCUUUCCUUCCAAGGAAGGCCCGUGUGACCGAGAGCUUGCGUUUUGUUGAGAGAUGUGUAAAAUGAGGUACAGAAUUUGUAAGCCUUGGUUUAUUUCUGAGGUGGGGCUAAGGAACCAGGUGUGCGCAGAGAUAAGCUCAAUAAAAUGGAAAUUUAACAAACAGAAGUGAAACGGGUGGGCGUCGAAGCCUUCUGGGCAACGGCAGCUUUUUGGCCAAUAUCAGAAAUGAGAGGUUGUAUCCGUUACUUGUGUUGUAACAAAAAAGCCAACAGCCAACACUUGCAUUAAAUUAMACAUUUCGAAAUAUUUAACAGUGUAUCAAACACCCCUUGACAGAGUUUCAACUCAAGCCCUGCCACAGACUUUAACCUUUCCUAGCCCAUACGUGAUACUGUCAGACUGGUUUGAAUGUUGCACCGAACCCUGGGGGUACAAUUAUCUCCUCAUCCACCUCAGAUGGGUCCUUUAGGGGCCAGCACUCAGGGGAGGAAGGUAAGCAAGUAUCUCUUCACAGACAGUGCAACACACUAAGAACUAAAGUAAGU
Messenger RNA from Malurus melanocephalus (red-backed fairy wren), 1280 nucleotides. It is a transcript of the gene ALKBH4, whose product is annotated as alkB homolog 4, lysine demethylase. Gene Ontology annotation, cellular component: midbody; contractile ring. NCBI's taxonomy places the organism in Eukaryota, Metazoa, Chordata, Aves, Passeriformes, Maluridae. Gene Ontology annotation, molecular function: oxidoreductase activity; actin binding; demethylase activity. Bases 1 to 762 code for a protein of 253 amino acids. The transcript has 4 exons. The record is from RefSeq and is a predicted model, not a curated record. Gene Ontology annotation, biological process: protein demethylation; oxidative demethylation; actomyosin structure organization.